AUGGUCAGUAGCCGAGUAGCAAGGGAAGAACCUCCUGCCCGUGAAGCAGAGAAACAGAUCAAGACCGAGGAAGAUGAGGGACUAUAUUGCAUAUGUCGAGAGCCCUACGACCCUAACCGUUUCAUGAUCGCUUGCGAUGGAUGUGAUGACUGGUUCCAUGGCGAUUGUGUUGGCGUAGCAGAGAAAGAUAGCGAGAUGGUUGACAAGUACUACUGCAAGCGUUGUGAAGGUUUGUUGCUUAAUAUAUACUUUUUACUUUAUUAUGUUUUAUUUUUUCCCAAGCUUAUUUGCCCGCUUUCCCAACUCCCACUUAUUUUUAUUUUUCAUGCAUGUAGAGAAAGGGCGACACGGUUCUCGUAA
Molecule: messenger RNA, 360 nt
Organism: Lobosporangium transversale
Lineage: Eukaryota; Fungi; Mortierellomycota; Mortierellomycetes; Mortierellales; Mortierellaceae
Exons: 1
Coding region: 1-360 (119 amino acids)
Biological process (GO): positive regulation of DNA-templated transcription
Cellular component (GO): Set1C/COMPASS complex
Source: RefSeq, a predicted model, not a curated record